Messenger RNA from Prorocentrum cordatum, 1368 nucleotides. NCBI's taxonomy places the organism in Eukaryota, Dinophyceae, Prorocentrales, Prorocentraceae. The record is from the annotation of a GenBank genome assembly.
GUGGUCCGCCCCGCCUUGGCGCGUCGCUCUCAUCCCAGGCAUGGUGCCGCAGCCGCCAGCAGUCACUGUGUUCCGCGGCCCGCGCAAGCCCCACUGGUGCUGCGGGCAAUGCGGGCGCGCGGCGAACUGGGCGUGCCGCAUCCAGUGUCCCUGCGGUCGCGAUGCGCCUGCCGCCAUCGUCUCUCGUGCGCGCCAGAAGCACAAGGAGGCAAGCGACGGCAGUGGCAGCGGUGGCAAGAAAGGGGUUCCCAGGAGGCAGGCGGGGGCUCCCAGUGGUCUGCCCAAGGAGCUUGCCGAGUGGAUGCAGACCAUCGAGAAGCGCCUGGCGCCGCCCGCUGCCGCGUGGCCCAAGCCUGGAGGCACGGCGCCGUGGCACGAGUCUGCUGCAGGUAACAGUGCCGAUCCCGACAAGAAAUCCCAGAGUGCCAAGCUUGCCGAGCGGAUCACGGAGCUUGAGGAGGCCCUCAAGAAGCUCCCGCCCGUUGACGAGCGCAACACUGAUCUACGGAGUCCGAUCGAGAAUCAGUUGGAGGCACUGCGUGCGGAGAAGCGUGCACUAUUGUCUCCCCAGGCCCUCCAUCGGCGCACGCAGCAGGACCUGCAGCGUGCGCGGAACGGCCUCGAGAAGUUGGAGAAAGAGUUGGCAGAACAGGAGAGUCAGUUGGUUGAGUUAUCCAAAAGCAUCGAGCUGCGCAAGCAGACCAUCGAAGCCAAGAGGUUGGAAGUUGCGGCGCUCGACGCGGCCUUCGCUGAGACGGCCAAGGGCGUCGCCGCCAGCGCUGUCGACAUCGACCUCGCCGAGGACGACGUGGCCGACCAUCCUGAGCUCGUCGCCAUUCUCAAGUCCGAGGCCUGGGCCAAGCUCAAGGCCGCGGUCGCCAGCAAGACUGCGGCCCGUGCCUGUGGCGCUGGGGCUGCUGGCGCUGCUGCAGAUGACGGUGAUGUACCCAUGGGAGCUGGCCCGACUGCAGAGCAAAAGAAGGCACUCUACCAUGCUCGGACGGAGGGCAGCAUCGACGAUUUCGUGCAGGCGUUCGACGCCAUGUGGUCCGAGGAGUUUGCACUGGUGCUGCUGAGGGCCCGCCGUGCGCCGCCGCUUGGGGCGUGGCCUGCCCUGGGUGCUGAGUCCAGCAUCGAGUCCCACAAUGCGAGCGGUGGCAAGGCGUCUGUCAAGAAGCGCCAUGGCAGCACCGCGGCCAGCGUCGUGCUUCUGCAGGAGUUCGGGCACAUCAGCGAGCAUGUCGAGGCGCUGAGCUCCUGGUGUGGUGGUCGAGGCUGGAGGCUCUUGGCGCUUCCGGGCCUGCCCGCGGUGGGCUCGGUGCCGUCUGCAGGCGUGGCCGUCGCUGUGCGCGACUGCCUGGGCGCGCG